GGUUUUUUCUUGUUUUGCUCAUGACAUAUCAUCGUCUUUUUUACUUUGCUAUGGAUAUUUACAUGGCAGCUUCGAAAAUGCAGGUUUUGUCACGCUUUCGGUAGUAUCUUUUAAAAUUUGUAUGUUGUCGUUCUUCGGACGGUGAAUCAGUGGGUAUAUGAACUACAAAAGCACAACAGACCAUGGGAGGCUCAAGUACGUUAAAAGCUGCUUCUUGUGCUAUAAGGUCACGAAGACUCAUGCUAUUCUUGUUGGCAGCACAUAUGUCAACGAAGGUAUCGGGUAAAAACGUUGCCGGCGCACGGUCUUGUACACAAUGCAGUUAUUGUAUCGGAGAUCGUCGUCGUUGGCGCAGAUCCGACGAGAGCAAAGCGACCAGUCAGUGCAGAAAGCCAGUAAUGCGACGGAGAGUAACAAGCGACAUAGGUGAGGUGAUUCACCAAGAAGUAAGGACGCAAAAAUAGAUGACCGUGCAGUACAAGUGCACCAAAGCAAAGUGUACUAAAAAAACGACAAGGACAAAGUGGUGAAGCUCGGUAACGGUAGGAGAAGGAGGAUCUGGUUUACAGCCCUUCUAAUUGAUGAUAGCCUUUAAGAAACAGACCUGCGUCAGUGUUGGCUGCCUCAUUCUGAAUGUCGACUCCUUUGUUCCCGAAUCACAGCAUUGUUCACGACAAAAUCAAUGUCACUUCGGCAACGAUUUCGAAUGGCAACUAUGUUGCUCAAUGCAAAUGUCUUUAUUGUGCAAUUAGGAACGAGAAUGA
Molecule: messenger RNA, 764 nt
Organism: Zychaea mexicana
Lineage: Eukaryota; Fungi; Mucoromycota; Mucoromycetes; Mucorales; Lichtheimiaceae
Exons: 1
Coding region: 183-464 (93 amino acids)
Source: RefSeq, a predicted model, not a curated record